Capsella rubella is the source of this 1137-nucleotide messenger RNA. RefSeq names its product zinc finger protein CONSTANS-LIKE 12. The transcript is spliced from 4 exons. Gene Ontology annotation, molecular function: protein binding. The record is from RefSeq and is a predicted model, not a curated record. NCBI's taxonomy places the organism in Eukaryota, Viridiplantae, Streptophyta, Magnoliopsida, Brassicales, Brassicaceae. Bases 1 to 1137 code for a protein of 378 amino acids.
AUGGGAUCACCAUUGUGCGAUCAUUUGGUUAGGCUUUGUCUUCAAUGUGACUGGAGGUUACACUAUGAGACUGUGAAAAGCCACGAUGACUCGCGGAUUCCGUUGUGUAACAAUUGCGUUUCCCAAACCGCGGUUGUCCAAUGCCUUGAUAGAGGCUUGUGCCUUUGCCAAACAUGCUUUUUAAACCCUAAUAUCUUCUCACGUUUUUGUAUUCUUCAAGACGGUGGUUCUAGUUAUAAUUCGCAAUACAGUUGUCUUGAUUUCGAUUCCUCUAAUUCAUCGUCUUCUUCAUCUUCUGUUCUUGAUCGCAAUUCGCCAUUGUCCUAUGGUUCCUUACCUCUCAUUAAUGAGGACUCGUCAUCAUCUUUUGAAUUCUUUCAAAGCAAUAUUGAUAAUUAUACAAAGAAUAGUUAUAGUGAUCAACAAGUGCCGAUGCUUCGGCCCCAUUCUUUGAACAUUCCUAAGGAUAGUUCAUGUUCAGGCUUCAAUAGCUAUGAAACUAAAGAAUAUAUAGAUAAUGUUUUGCUGAACGCUUUUGAUGGCGACGAGGCAGUAUUAUUAGACCUAAAAGAAUAUAACCCCAAUGAAGAUUUGAUCCUAAAUGAUCAACUAAUCGAUGAAUUAACGAAGCACAAUCCAGAGAGCACGUCGACCAAGAUUAUAUCAUCUUCAUCAUCGGGUAUGUCAUCGGUUAUACAUAAAGAUUACAGCAUUGGAGCUUUGGCUAAUGCAAGCUCUCAAGAUUACUAUAUAAAUCAAAUGAAUGGUUCAAAAGCAAAGGAAGAGACCAAUGAUGUUGCAAUAUUCCCUAACGCUCUUGUUCAACUUGACUGUGGACAAUCGCAGUUGAUUUUAACCGAUGAGAUGUUACCAUGGGAGAAUCGAAGACGUGUUCAAAGAUAUACUCCGGAAGCUCGAGAAGAGGCGAAGAAGAGAUAUUUCGAAAAGAAGAAGAAACGCAAGUUUGGGAAGCAAAUUAGAUACGAGUCUCGAAAGUCUACAGCUGACACGAAGAGACGAAUGAAAGGAAGAUUUACAAAAGCUGAUGCAGAGUAUGAUUAUGACCCACGAGCUAAUAAUGUUAAGAAACGGACUAAUAAAAAUCAUGAGCUGAUGAUAGACCAAGCUCAAUUUUGA